ACCGGCCGCGAGCGCUCGAGCUCCCUUGCUCCUCGCUUUCCCUGUCGCUCGGCGAUCCUGGCCGUAUCGCUUACGCCGCAGUUUGCGACCGGCCGCUGCCUGAUAGUACUGCUUCUCUUUGUGGAUCGACUGAGCGGCACACGCUCGGUAUGAGAAACUCGACGGCGCAGUGAAUCCACGCUCAAGCAGCAGCGGCAGCAGCAGCGAUGAUUCGUCUGGCGCUGAUGGGCGCGCUGCUGUGUGGUGCGAGCGGCUGGAUGCACUGCGAGUCCAAGUGGGAUGACGUCAAGGGGCCGCACAUCGUCGGCGAUCAUUACCACGUGCUGCUGCUGAAGAUCAACUCCACCGAGCAAUUCAAGAGCUUCAUGCCCAAUACCAAGUAUCAAGUGAUGAUCCAGUCCAAAGACGCAGACUCGACGUUCGCGCGCUUUCACCUGACGGUGGAGAACGAGAACAAGACCCUGUCGCCAGGCACGUUCGAGCUGUACGACAACGAGAUCACCGAGUUCUCGCAGGACUGCCCAGAAGUCAUAGCGCAGACCUCGAACAUCGCCAAGAACGACGCGUCGGCCUAUUGGACGAGUCCUGCGGAGGGCAACGGAUGCGUCAUCUUCAGAGGAAUGGUGAUGGAGUCACAGGAGCGCUGGUACAUGGACGGCAGCCUCGAGCAGAAAAUCUGCCAAGAUCCGAAAGCUCUGAUCGACGAGCCGGGGCCGGAGCUGCCCGAGUGCUGCGCCUGCGAGGAAGCCAAGUACGAGAUCACGUUCGAGGGACUGUGGUCGAGGUACACCCAUCCUAAGAACUUCCCCUCGAACCCGUGGAGCGCCGGCUUUUCGGACGUGAUCGGGGCUUCGCACACGUCCGACUACCACUUCUGGAAGUACAACGACGAGGCGAGCGAGGGACUGAAGCAGGUCGCCGAGAGCGGCAUCACGCGGAUCCUCGAGUCCGAGCUGAAGAACAAGAGCGCCCACAUACGCACGAUCAUCAAGGCCAAGGGGAUCAACUUCCCGAACAUCACCAGCAAGACCUUCGCGGUGUUCAGGGUCGAUCAGCGACAUCAUCUCAUCUCGCUCGUGUCGAUGAUCGAUCCGUCUCCCGACUGGUUCGUCGGCGUGAGCGGACUGGAGCUCUGUCUGGCCAAUUGCUCCUGGGUGGAGCACAAGGAGCUCAACCUGUACCCCAUCGACGCGGGCACCGACGACGGCGUGGGAUACGAGUCGCCGGACGCGCCGACGCAGCCGCAGUCCGUGAUCCGGCGCAUUACCACCAGCUGGCCGGAGGACGAGGGCUCGCCGUUCUACGAGCCCACGGCCGUGGACAUGAACCCGCUGGCGCGGCUCUACCUCAACCGGCAGAGGAUCUACGAGAAGGACUGCGAGCGCCAGGAGCCGGGCGUGGAGAACGCCGGAGGUGAUGACGAUAGCGCUAACGAGACUGGCGGCAAUGCCGAGAAUAACGAGGGCGACGCGAAUGACGAGCAAGAGCCGGUUCAAGACAAGGCGUGCACGACGACCGCGUGGAGCGACUGGCAGCCGUGCUCGGUGACGUGCGGCCACGGGCACAAGCUGCGCCAGCGCAGCUACCUGAACGAGCCCAGAGCCUCCAAGCACGGCUGCAACGAGAAGCUCACCCAGAGGGACAGCUGUUGGCCCGUCGACCCGGACGGCGGCCGCGUCGUGGUCAAGUGUCCGCCGGACGAAGUGGUCGACCCCAACUGCAACCUGGGCCAGUGGAGCGACUGGACGCCGUGCACGCGCCGGUGCGGCCCGCAGAAGCGCACUCGCGAUCGCAAGUUCAAGCCGAAGAAAAAUCGCAAGAAGUGCCGCGCCGAUCACCCGGACAUCCACCUGCAGGAGACCGACUACUGCCCCAAGAACCCGCGCUGCGCGGGCGAAAGCACGGAGGCGGCCACGGAGGAGGGCGAGGAGGCCAACGGGGGAGCGCAGCCGGAGGAGCCGAGCGUAGACACGAGCGAGGAGCAGACGACGUGCGUGGAGGAGCGCUACACCGAGUGGUCGUUCUGGACGCCGUGCUCGGUGUCGUGCGGCAUGGGCACCAAGACGCACUCGCGCUCCAUCAAGCCCGAGUACAUGAGCUCGCCCGAGGCCGAGAAGGACCUCAGCCUGUACGCCUGCCAGUUCGAGACGACCAGCUGCGAGGCCGAGACCAAGUCGUGCGAGAUCACCAAGGAGCUGAUGAAAGUGAUAUGCUCGCAGCCCGAGCAGCUGGGCUCCUGCCUCGACGGCCACAACGACAACUCGCUGCGCUACUACUACGACAAGCGCGACGGCAAGUGCAAGCUGUUCCGCUACAGCGGCUGCAACGGCAACAUGAACAACUUCCGCACGAUGCAGGAGUGCCAGGCGACCUGCGGCAAAUUCCACGACCUCGGCGGCCCGAGGAGUUACAAGCUGAAGGUCAGCAGCAUCGCCAGCUACAACGUGCCGCUGAGCUUCGAUCGCGACGCGCUCAAGGCGAAGCGAGACAAAUGUGCGGAGGAGGAGGCGAGCAAGAAGAAGAGAAGGAAGAAGCCGCGAGGCAGUGACAAGCAAAAAGUCGACUGCAAAGUUUCCGAGUGGAGCGACUGGUCGCCUUGUUACAGUUGCAAGGGACAUCGGACUAUGAAUCGACAAGUUCUCGUGGAGCCGAAGAACGACGGCAAACCGUGUCCCGCGAAGCUGAUCAAGAAGCAAAGGUGUCAGAAGGUUCUGCCCGAGUGUGCCGAGCAAGCGAUGCAAAGCUACCAAGAUUUUCGAAGAAGCAUCAAGUUCGACGGCUUGGAAGAUCGAUCAUUCGAGUAAAGUAUCCGGCGCAUAUGAUCACAGUUGCACGCACAUUCGAACACAAUUCUUAAUGAUUAUAAAGGCCUUUUUAUUUACAACAACAACAACAAAACUGUGAGUGAGUUUGAUGGUAAACACUGUAAAAUACCUAGCAUAUCUGCAGACUAAAUAUUGCGUGUUAGAAGCCUUAAAAGAUGCAAAGAUGAAUAAUUCCGGAUCGAUAUAGUCAGAAGCCUAAUUUUGUACGCGUGUGUAUUCGGGCACAAAAUAAUGGAAUAAUAAGUUCUUUCUUUCUCCGAGUAGUAUGAAGAUUUUUUCAUUCUUUUAUUGUAGUUAGUCAUCAACGUGGCACUAUAGAUCGUCAAACGAGCAUUAUUCAAUUAUCGUUUCUAUUUACAGAUGCGCAAUGACAACCUGUGUUGUACUUAUGCAUGCAAUAUAUAGUUUCUUAUAAAAACAAUCAUUGUUAAUUACACGUUAUAUAUCAUUCACAAACGUAAUAUUCUGACAAAAUAAUAUUGCAUAUUGUCUGACAAAAUUCAUCAAGGCGCUGUUACGUAAUCAAGUAUUUCUAUGUACUGUAUAAACUUAAGAAAAUUAAUGUGACGAAAAAUUACAUAUCUUUACAAAUGAGAUGCGCAAUUUAUUACAAAUUCGUCGUGCCUAUUGGCAGAACACAUCUCAUUGGUAGACAAUAAUAAUAAUUGACCGAUGAAAACACAAUAUUCUUUUUAUAUAAAGAAAGUAUGGAUCUAUUAGAAAUAAAUAAACAA
Molecule: messenger RNA, 3559 nt
Organism: Phymastichus coffea
Lineage: Eukaryota; Metazoa; Arthropoda; Insecta; Hymenoptera; Eulophidae
Product: spondin-1-like
Exons: 16
Coding region: 207-2804 (865 amino acids)
Biological process (GO): cell adhesion
Cellular component (GO): extracellular matrix
Molecular function (GO): serine-type endopeptidase inhibitor activity
Source: RefSeq, a predicted model, not a curated record